AUGCUUGAAAGUGAACAGUCGACUCUUCGGAAUGUCGCCUCGUUACUUCGAGAGUUUCCAGAUGAAAAAGCUGACUUUGAAGCUGUUAUCGAAGGUUUAAAUUUCAUUGUCAUCAAUUCUUCGCAAGAUGAACACUACCGUCACUCAUUAGCAUUUUCAAGUUUAAUAUGGGAGACCAUAAGAGACUGUACGGGUCACUCUGGCGUAUGUGAGUUCUUCAACCAAAUGCCUGAGCUUCGAUUCUGGUAUUUAAGAGUUUUGCGAGGUAUUAUACUACUAGCGAGAAACCUGUGUGUCGAUAACCAUGAGCUUCCAGAACGCCUCAUGCUUCGAGAGAAAUUUGUAAAGACAUUCAACAGCUUUAGCACUGAAUUUCAAUAUGAUGAGGUAGAAGUUGCGCUAUUCAAAACGCUCUUGGAGUUUUCUUGCAAUGUAACAACCAAAUCUGUGACUUUUGACAAGUCAACGAUCCAAGACACUACAAUUUUUCUGUGUUAUCCUAUUGACAAGAUCAAUGACGAGAACCUUUUUGUAUCGUUCGCCCUACUACUGCGCAAUUUGACUACCCAUGAUGAUUUUGUAUAUUACUUUCUCAAAUCAGAUAAGGCGGUCAGGAUUCUUCACGAUUUCCUGCUUCGCGAUAUAUCUCAGAGCAAUAGUCAACUAACCAGCAUCAUAGAGAAUAGGGCUCAUGAACAUGUUGAACUCUCACCGUUAGAUAAUUUGGUAGCGUCUGUUUUCCUGAAUGUCUGCUGCCACGAAUCAUUUGCACCAUUUCUAAUCCACGUAGAAACAUCUAACCCAGAAAUGUUUCUAAGGUUUCUCAAUAUCGCUCAUCUGCUCACUACAAGUUUCGAGUCAUGGAAUCAGUUCCAACUUACCGGUAUCAUGACUUGGUGUUUUAGGCUACUUGAAUCGCUAGUAGAAGAGAUAAAGUCCUACUUCAGCGAAAAGGGAGAGGACGAAGCUCACGCCAAGCUUCUUCACAGCAGGCUGCUGAUAGUUCUCGACAUUCUUACUACCUUAGCUCAAUACGAGCAUGUUCGCAAGUUUAUCUUAUUUUACAAUGGCUUGGAGUUACUGAUAGAAUUGUUGCACCUUUUCCAAGAGAAGCUUUUGAGGGUGAACGUUCAAAAGCUCACGAAGAAGGCUGGCAUAAGCGCAACAAACGGCAGGGGUGAAAAGAUCAUUGACCUCACCUUGAUAUCAUCUCGUGUUGAUCCCGAUACAGGAUCUAUCAAAGCAACUAACUUCCCAGAGUGUAAGCUGCUGAUAAUAGAAAUUCUCAGCUUCCUGAUAUACAACAACAAAGAUGUCCAAGACAAAGUUCGAGAACUGCAGGGGUUGGAAGCUGUACUCAGUAAUUGUGUUAUUGACGACAAUGAUCCAUUUAUCAAAGAAAGAAGCAUUACGUGCAUAAAAGUAUUACUUCAAGACAACGUAAAGAAUCAAGCUAUUGUAGCCCAGCUUGAGUCCAAAACUGCAGUCCAAGACGAUUCCUUGUCUUCUGCCGGUUAUCAAAUCGAUGUGGAUGAUAACGGGAAAAUUCGGCUGGCACACCCUCAGGGCUCCUAA
This is a messenger RNA of Lachancea nothofagi CBS 11611, 1575 nucleotides long. NCBI's taxonomy places the organism in Eukaryota, Fungi, Ascomycota, Saccharomycetes, Saccharomycetales, Saccharomycetaceae. The record is from the annotation of a GenBank genome assembly.